AUGUCUAUUUCAAAAAGGAAGUUAUUACAAAAGUCAGAAGAAAGAUUUGCAAGCUUAAAGAUAAAUGAAUUCUUUUUGAACCCUUUUGAUGAGUGGAAGGAAGUUCCUUUUUAUAAGACACUAUUGCUUUGGUCAAGACGAUGGAAAGGAAACGGUAUUCCGAGCAAUGAAGUUGAACUUGAUAGGUCUUUACCUUGCAAGAAACCGUGUUUGACUCAUAUCUUUAAACAACACGACAAGAUAACGUUUACUUGGCUUGGACAAUCGACAUGUCUCGUAACAAUCGGAGGGUUAACUAUUUUGACAGACCCGGUGUUUAGCAAACGAUCUAUCAACGAUUACCUCGGGCCAAAACGAUUACGACCCAUUCCAUGUCGAUUGGAAGAAUUUAUAGAUAAAAUAGACAUUGUUCUUGUUUCGCAUGAUCACUUUGAUCACUUGGAUGAAAAUGCAGUUCGAAAAUUGGGCAACACUGUCUCUUGGUAUAUUCCUCUCGGUCUUGGUCGUUGGUUUUCCAAGCGAGGCAUUACUAGAUUUGUCGAGCUAGAUUGGUGGCAAAAGGUGGACCAUCAAGGUACUACUAUUGUUUGUGUGCCUGCGAUGCACUGGAGUGGCUCAAGAACACCAUUUGAAAAGAACAAUACACUUUGGUGUAGCUUUGUGAUCAAAUCAACAAAACACAGCUUCUUUUUUUGUGGUGACACCGGUUACUCCCCUGAGCUGUUUCAAGCCAUUGGCAACAUGUAUGCACCCUUUACCUUAGCUGCUAUACCCAUAGGAAGUUACUUGCCAAUGGAGUUAAUGAAGCAUUUACACAUGGGUCCUACAGAUGCUAUUCAGGCUCAUCGUGACCUUGGAUUUCCCCGUUUAUCCAUUGGUAUUCAUUGGGGCACGUUUAUGAUGUCGGACGAAAAUUAUUUGGCACCAAAAAAGGUACUGGAGACGUCUUGGCAGUUGAAGAAGCAAGAAGUGGAGAAGGAAAGUGAGUUUAUUACGACAGCAUUUGGCGAAACCAUUGUCCUGUAA
This is a messenger RNA of Rhizopus microsporus ATCC 52813, 1026 nucleotides long. Its product is annotated as Metallo-hydrolase/oxidoreductase. The record is from RefSeq and is a predicted model, not a curated record. Gene Ontology annotation, molecular function: N-acylphosphatidylethanolamine-specific phospholipase D activity; zinc ion binding. Gene Ontology annotation, biological process: N-acylethanolamine metabolic process; N-acylphosphatidylethanolamine metabolic process. The coding region runs from base 1 to 1026 and encodes 341 amino acids. Gene Ontology annotation, cellular component: cytoplasm; membrane-bounded organelle. The transcript has 6 exons. NCBI's taxonomy places the organism in Eukaryota, Fungi, Mucoromycota, Mucoromycetes, Mucorales, Rhizopodaceae.